AUGUCGUACCAAUUACGCCCGCCACAACCGUCGCCGUCGCAGCAAGAGGCGGGAUACGAUACGUACGGCAGCUCGAACUCGUACGGCCAGAACCCAGAAUAUGGCUUCAGUUAUAGCCAACAUGCCUAUACCCAAGGCCAAAUUCACGCCCAGCCACCACGACAGCAGCAAUACCAGCCGGAUAUGACACACGCUCAAUCGCAACCACCAUCACCCCUCCCAGCCCCGCCCGCGACGAUACAUUACCCCCAGGACGGCAUUGCGCGAACGCAAACCUGGAUCGUAAACCAGCCUCCCGUACUACCUCCCCCGCCACCGGCCAAGACGCCGUUUAGCGAGUGGGCCGGGCACACGGACAGUACCUUUGACCGGCGAACGCUGUACUCGCCCUCAAUGCCUCCGCGACCGCGGAAAGAGGAGCCGAGGAUUUACGGCAUUAAGCGGAAUACUUUUUUCAUCGUCGUCGCUAUCAGCGCGUUUCUGCUGGUCGUCGCGGCGGCCGUCGGGUUGGGGGUUGGCUUGGGCACGAGGAGGGAUGUGGGCUUGUCUGCUGGUUCGGCGGCGGCGAAUGGAGGCGCGGCGGGUUCUUCACCCACAUCUACGAUACCAACGUCAACGACAACAACGACGACGAGAACAUCCCCUACGCCCAUCUUUACGGGGGCCUCGGUGCCAGGACCCGUGUUCUGCCCGCAGAACAACAACACGGUGUACAUCGCGCAGGGGAGCUCCAAACCUUUCAACAUCCAGUGCGGCCGCGAUUACAGCUCGCAGAACGGUGCCCUCGACAUCGUCCACAUACAGAAGCCCACCAUGUCCUCGUGUAUCGACGCCUGCGGGAAACGCGACGACUGCGUCGGCGUUGGUUGGGGCACCUACCAGAGCAGUCCCCAGUGCUGGAUGAAGAGCAAGCUCGGUGAACCCAAUUGGAGCCCCUUGUGGUAUUUUGCACAGCUACAGCAUAUGCCUAAUAAUGCCACGGCGUAG
This is a messenger RNA of Annulohypoxylon maeteangense, 987 nucleotides long. RefSeq lists its product as uncharacterized. The record is from RefSeq and is a predicted model, not a curated record. NCBI's taxonomy places the organism in Eukaryota, Fungi, Ascomycota, Sordariomycetes, Xylariales, Hypoxylaceae. The transcript has 2 exons. The coding region runs from base 1 to 987 and encodes 328 amino acids.